AGCAACAAAGAGAGCGCGCGCUCAAUUGAUAAUUGCAAUUGAAUGAUUGACAGCUUGUAGUACGUCUGACUCUUGAGCUUUGGAUGAUGAACAACGUGGAGGGCACACGAGCUGCUGCUGGCGUUGCGCUCCAUAGACAUUCAACGUAUAUUGAAUCCACAGCAGACAAACUGCUGCUGCAGCGCUCCAUGUCCUUUGUUCAGACCAAGCUAACUAAGAACGGCUGCGUCAGUGCCCUGCAGCGCUGCGAGGAUGUUGCGCUCUGCUGGCCUUUAAACUCACAGAACAAUUUAUGCAAUGGCAUUGUCAAUCACAACAAUCAUGUGCUGGCGCCCAAGGUCCUGAACAGCAGUCCCAAUGAGCAGAAUAAUAAGAAGGGCACCAUCUCGUUGUCCCAUCUGCCCCAGCGACCGCCAGUGGAUAUUGAGUUUUGUGAUAUUUCCUACUCGGUGCCCGCUGGACAGCUGCGUGGCAACAAGACCAUCUUGAAGAGCGUUUCCGGCAAGUUCCGCAAUGGACAGAUCACGGCCAUCAUGGGGCCCUCGGGCGCGGGCAAGAGCACGCUCAUGAAUAUACUCGCAGGUUACAAAACCUCACAGCUGAGCGGCUCAGUCUUGAUCAACGGCAAGGAGCGCAACUUGCGACGCUUUCGCAAACUCUCCUGCUACAUUAUGCAGGACGAUGUGCUGAUUGCUCAACUCACCGUGCGCGAGGCCAUGAUGGUGGCUGCCAAUCUGAAGCUGGGCAAGAAUAUGAUCGCGUACGCCAAGUGUGUGGUGGUGGAGGAGAUACUGGACACCAUUGGACUGAAGGAGUCGGCCAGCACGUUCACCUGCAAUCUGUCGGGCGGCCAACGCAAGCGUUUGUCCAUCGCACUGGAGCUGGUCAAUAAUCCACCUGUAAUGUUCUUUGACGAGCCCACAUCGGGACUGGAUAGUUCAACCUGCUUCCAGCUCAUAUCACUGCUCAAGUCGUUGGCGCGUGGAGGACGCACCAUUGUCUGCACCAUACAUCAGCCCUCGGCGCGCCUCUUUGAGAAGUUCGAUCAUCUCUAUUUGCUGGCGCAGGGGCAGUGCAUGUAUGAGGGGCGUGUGGCGGGCCUGGUGCCGUAUUUAUCAUCGCUGGGCUACGAGUGCCCCUCGUAUCACAAUCCGGCCGACUAUGUGCUGGAGGUGGCCUCCGGCGAGUACGGCGAGGCGGUGCCCAAGCUGGUGCAGGCGGUGAAGAGCGGCGCCUGCCAGAAAUAUAUGCACAAGGACUUUGGCCUGAAGCUGCUCAACUCCAAGGCAAUUGCCAAUGAUAUUGCCAAAGGCAAUGGCAACGGCAACGGCAGCAUUAGCACCAACAACACCAGCACUGUAACUGCAACAGCAACACUCUCCGCUGCAGCCAGCAUCACACUGCAGGAUGAAAAGUCCAGCAAGACGCUGCAGCCCAUAGCCGACGAUGAUGAUGCUGCUGCUGGAUCGGCUGAUGAGCUGGCUGAGCUGAAACCACCGCGUCUGGAGGCGCAGCAGUCGCAGAACUCCGACUGCAGCGUCAUCAACAACUUGCCCGCCAAUGAGGACAGCUGCAGCUUUAACUCCUCCAAGGGUGCGCAGAGCCAGAAUGCCAUAGCAGGCUCCAACUCCAAUGCCGUUGUGGGCUGCAUGACCUCGCUGCUGGACUCGCACGAAAGCGUCGUCACGCUGCCCAACAAAACGGGCUUCCCCACCAGCGGCUGGCAGCAGUUCUGGAUAUUGCUGAAGCGCUCCUUUCGCACCAUCAUGCGGGAUCGCAUGCUCACGCAUAUGCGUCUCUUCUCGCAUGUCAUAGUGGGCGCCAUUAUAGGCAUGAUUUACUAUGAUGUGGGCAACGAGGCGAGCAAGAUAAUGAGCAACGCCGGCUGCAUUUUCUUUGUCUCGCUAUUUACCACAUUUACCGCCAUGAUGCCCACCAUACUGACAUUUCCCACUGAGAUGUCCGUGUUUGUGCGUGAGCAUCUCAACUAUUGGUACUCGCUCAAGGCUUUCUACUUUGCCAAAACCAUAGCGGACAUUCCAUUUCAAAUUGUCUUUUCGAGCGUUUUUGUGCUGGUGGUUUACUAUCUCACCUCGCAGCCCAUGGAGCUGGAACGCGUCUCCAUGUUUGUUAUAAUCUGUGUGCUCAACUCGCUUGUGGCUCAAUCUCUGGGCCUGCUCAUUGGUGCUGGCAUGAAUGUGGAAACUGGCGUAUUUCUGGGACCUGUUACCACAAUACCCACUAUUUUAUUCUCGGGUUUCUUUGUCAACUUCGACACUAUACCAACGUAUCUACAGUGGGUUACUUAUGUCAGCUACGUGCGCUAUGGCUUUGAGGGCGCCAUGGUCUCAAUUUACGGCAUGGAUCGCGCCAAGCUGCACUGCAAUGAAAUUUACUGUCAUCACCGCGUGCCCAAGAAGUUUCUGGAAUGGAUGUCCAUGCAGGAUGCCAAGUUUUGGGUCGAUGCCACCGCACUCAUUGGCAUCUUCUUUGGCCUGCGCAUCAUUGCGUACUUUGUGCUGCGUUGGAAGCUGCACAUGAUACGUUAAGCUAGCCCCCCUUGUUUAAUUUAAUUUUAAGCCCUAAGUUAAUUUUUGUAUAUAGCGCAAAUGUGCAAUAGGAAUUUUGUAGGAAUUAUUAUGUUGGCUUCGAGUGUCAUUUGCAAGUUUUCAAUAUUUAUAGCCGGUUUUUAAUAUUACAUAUUUCUAGUGCGUACUGAUUCACAACAAACACAACUCUGCGUCUAGACACAAAAGAAUAUCGGAGCACACACACCCCCACAUACAGACUAUAUAUAGUUUUAACAGUUAUCCCAUUUAUAUCUUGUAGAUAAGAGCAGGUUUAGCGUUUCAUAGGCACGUUCGUUGACAAAACAUAAAGAAUUCAAUAUUCAAAUAACAUACUUGUGACCAAGCAGAAGAGUCUGAACUUAAAUAGGUUGAAAAACAAAACAAAAUUAUAGGAAAACCCACAUCUAGGCAAUGUAAUGUAUACAUCAGAAUUAUUAUGCAAUUUGUUCAGAUCUAUUGCUAACUUUUCCCAACGUUCUAUUAAUCACUCCGUCCCUCUCAGUUGUUGUUGGCUCUCUCUUUAGGCCAGUUACUAACUACUUAGAAUCAUACACAGCUCAACAAAUUCUAUCAUUAAUUUUCCCACUAAUUUGCAGCUUCUAAUUAUUUAGAACGUGCUUAGCAGAACUACAAAAUAAACCUUGUGAUAUUAAGCACUGGAACUAGCCAAAUUGUAAUAGAAUAUUGGAGAUGGUGCUUAUGUCCAGGCCAACUGGUGAUAUGAAGCAAUUAUUACUAUUAUUAUAGUUAUUAUUAUUAUUCCUACAAACAUGAAUUAAUUUCGGUAUUGAAACAGUUUCAUAUAAUUUACGGCAUAUGUGUGAUGAUUACGUGUUACUUUAAGUUUAAUUAGAAUUUUAUAUUUAAUGAAGCCAAAAUAAAUGCAAAUAUCAUUUAAAAAAUAUCUAAGGCUUAUGCGCCAAAUUGGGUUAAUUUAAUAAAUUAUUCCCAAAUAAAUAAUACAAUAUAUGAUUUGUGAUACAGCAAAACAGCUUAUGCCACAUUGUUCAGAUUCUCAUGAGAAGGAGCUAAGCUUAUAAAGUUUAUAAUGGUGAACACAAAAUCAACAAAGCAAUUUGUAUAUUCAUAGUGUUAGAGCAAAUUUAUUUAGCAUGUUAAACUUGUAUAAUGAAUAUUCAUACCACACAUACGAUGCAUACAUAUACAAUACAAUACACACUAAGCCACCCAGUAGCGUAUUUUUAAUAAAGAAUAUAA
Messenger RNA from Drosophila busckii, 3788 nucleotides. It is a transcript of the gene Atet, whose product is annotated as ATP-binding cassette sub-family G member 1. The transcript has 6 exons. Gene Ontology annotation, cellular component: plasma membrane. Lineage: Eukaryota; Metazoa; Arthropoda; Insecta; Diptera; Drosophilidae. The coding region runs from base 84 to 2549 and encodes 821 amino acids. Gene Ontology annotation, molecular function: ATP hydrolysis activity; ATP binding; ABC-type transporter activity. The record is from RefSeq and is a predicted model, not a curated record.